This is a messenger RNA of Fusarium musae, 1698 nucleotides long. RefSeq lists its product as uncharacterized. The record is from RefSeq and is a predicted model, not a curated record. Gene Ontology annotation, biological process: regulation of DNA-templated transcription. Gene Ontology annotation, molecular function: zinc ion binding; DNA-binding transcription factor activity, RNA polymerase II-specific. The transcript has 3 exons. Lineage: Eukaryota; Fungi; Ascomycota; Sordariomycetes; Hypocreales; Nectriaceae. Bases 1 to 1698 code for a protein of 565 amino acids.
AUGUUCCCAGAGUCAGCAUUGCCUAACGUUUUCCGAAGCCCAACAAAGUGCUAUUAUCUUCUAGUAGUAAUCCGCAAGAUCAAAUGUGAUGAGGCGAGGCCAGACUGUCAGCGAUGCAUUGGCACUGGUCGCAAAUGUGAUGGCUAUGGAGAUACAGACAGUGUGACGCAGCAGACACUAAUCAUUCGAGAGCGUCCACCUAUCACGCGUGCACUCAGCAAUGAUCUUGGGACAGAGCUGAGUUGUCCUGCUUUUGACUACUAUCGAGACCAUGUCUCUCACCAAGUUGGCGACACGGUGGAUAGCGACUUCUGGGGUGAUCUAGUGUUGCGACUUGCACCUACAGAUCCCGCAAUACGGCAUGCCAUUUCAGCAAUCAGCCUGAUACCCGCCAUCCUGGAGUACAACAAAGCCAUCCUCGCCGUCCGGUCAUGGCCGUUAGCCACAGUGUCAAGGGUGAAGCCUCUACUCGUAUGCUUAUUGUUUGUCUGCAUUGAGUUCAUGCUAGGCGAUGAGCAUCAAAACGCGGCCAAAAUGCACAUUCUGCAGGGACGAAGGCUUCUUGCAAACAUCAAGGACCGGAAAACACCAGAAAUCGACAUCAUUCGACAAUACCUGGCCCCUAUAUACUUACGGCUCGCAUAUGUCGGCAAUGAUAGAGUUGACUUCCCGACGCAUCUUCUACAAAUGACGACGACGCCGCUCAAGUUCGCUUCUCUGGCUGACGCACGGUGUGUCUUGUACUACCUCGUCGAUAUUGGAUUCACUCUUAUCUAUAAUGUCAAGUCGUAUCGCUCAAACGGUAUCAGCGAAACUCCAGAUACCCAGGGAGAUGCACUGCAGUCAAGAUACAAACACAUUGCCCAUGAGCUGGCCAACUGGCGUCAUGCAUUUGAAGCGUACCUUGCAUUCAGUGAUCUCGACGCGCCAGAUACAAGAACCGCCAAGCUUCUGACACAGAGACACUGUCUCAUGAUAGUGUUCCUCGACUCAAUGGUCUUGGGGUCAGACUAUGUCUGCGAUAGGAACAGCUUAUGCGAGUUUUCCAUUGCCGCUGACUGUGCAACGUUCACGAUCGAGUAUGACAAUGAGAUCAUGCAAGGCCCAUCAUUCACCUUUGAAAGCGAGGUUGUUGUUCCGGUUUACUGGAUAGCUGCCAAGUGUCGACAACCGGCUAUUCGGAGGAGAGCCCUGGAAAUUCUUUACGAGCGAGAAAAGACGAACCGUGUAGAGAGUCUCACGAUGAUAAAGCAUACCAUCGCCAUGGCCAAAAGAAUCAUCGAGAUUGAGGAGGAGGGACUUGACAUACCACAUGACACAAGACCCAUGCAAGACUACCCAAACAAGUAUGAAGUUGUGUCGAGAAAAGAGUCUAGCGAAUGGGCUGAGGGCUUUCUAACAGAUCAAAAAGAACAGUGGCCGGUGUUGUGGGAUCUCGGGAGCCACUGCUCAAACAUUCCAACGAAGCUGACCAGGAUUGCUGCUGCGACGGAGCAGAAGGAACUUGCGGAGGGACUAGCUAAAGGUUGGCCUAGAGAGCGACUCGUCUGGCCAUACGGAAUUACGAGAGAGCGGAGAGUGUUGAGUAUUGUUGUGAAGAGACAUACUGCCGAUGAUCUAUGGCUGGAGUAUGUGAGGGAGCCUCUGACGGGCGGCGGGGACUAUCGAGUUAUGAAGGAGCAUAUACGGUUCAGAUAA